AUGGAUACCGGUCACGUACAGCCCUAUGCCGUCAGUCAGGGUGACCACACCGAACACGCGGGCUACCAUGCGCCGCUUGAAGCCCUCGCCAAGCUCGACUACCGAAUCAAACAGCUGAAUGCAGCAAUCGAGAGCAAGUCGGUCGAAUACUCUCCCUGCUGA
Perkinsus marinus ATCC 50983 is the source of this 162-nucleotide messenger RNA. RefSeq lists its product as hypothetical. Gene Ontology annotation, molecular function: DNA binding. Gene Ontology annotation, biological process: regulation of DNA-templated transcription elongation. The record is from RefSeq and is a predicted model, not a curated record. The transcript has a single exon. Bases 1 to 162 code for a protein of 53 amino acids. NCBI's taxonomy places the organism in Eukaryota, Perkinsozoa, Perkinsida, Perkinsidae.